CAGUAGAAGGGCCAGCCAGGAAUUUUGGCCGUCGCUGGCAAUGGAAGCGGACUCCCAAGGAGACUCGCGCCUGCACUUGCAGGUCAAGAAUACGUUUUUGGAUUUCCAGACCGACGAGGAAUUUCAGAGAAGGACCUCUCACACGCGCAGCAAGAGUUGGGAUGGAUCCACCUCUUCUUCCAGUGUGUGCUCUGGAACUGGCGACUCCGAAAAUGAACACUACUACGGAGCCAAUGUUCAGAGCCGCCAAGAAUUACACCACUGGGUUGUACAAACGAACUCUUCCAACUCGGCUUCAGUGUCCGAUUCAGUUGAUGAAACUGCCGGGCAGUCGUUUCGGGACUUUGUCUGGGAGCUCGAAACAGGACAAACAAGCCCUCCUCACCCAGCCGAGGCGGCUGUGGAGUUUGAAAGCGACGAUUUCCAACCUGAAUACGGUCAAUCCAUUGGAUCCAAGGGCCAUGGCCGUGGCAAGUGCACUCCAUGUACACGCAUUCUGGUGCGACCUGGCUGUGAGUAUGGCUCGCGGUGUAUGUUCUGCCACUUAGAGCACUCGAGUCAGAUGGACAACAAGAAGAACCGGCAUCGGCCAUGUAAAGCCGCGAGACAACAAUACAAGCAGACUAUCCAGAAGAUCUACGAAGAAUACAAGGACAAGCCAGAGCAAAAGCAGAAAGCCUUGGGCAAGAUUGCGGAUGCAAGCCCAUACAUGCGCAGUUUGCUCAAAGGAUUGGAUGGAAAGGAAGAGGAUGAGAUUGAAGAACCGAAAAAGAUCAAGGCGGCUUCUGCGCCAGAGAUGCCACGAGUUCCGGGCUUGCAGCCAGCAGGCUCAGCAAGUUCAUCUUCGGUGGUCAAGGAUCGAAAGACGCUGAUCUCUUUGUGAAGCCUCCACUGGCCCGGGAAGGUUGGCAUUGACACAAGAGGUCCGUCAUGCUACCAAUUGGCACCCUACAAUACCCUACGUUUGGCAAUCCGUGCCGCGCGUUUUUCACCGAGGGUUGCUGCGAAGCUUUCUUGCCUUUCUUGACCAUAAAGACAGCUGUUCU
This is a messenger RNA of Cladocopium goreaui, 1046 nucleotides long. The record is from the annotation of a GenBank genome assembly. NCBI's taxonomy places the organism in Eukaryota, Dinophyceae, Suessiales, Symbiodiniaceae.